CCCCCCCCCCCCCUUCCAUAUACUUCCUCCAGUCUACAGUUAAUGAGGAGAAAUCAGUGUAUUGCACUAUCUGGCAUAUUGCUGCUGAAGUGGCAGGAGUCUUUGGUUAUCAACCUGGCGGCCUCCAAAGAAGCUGAAGCAGCAGCACGAUCUGCCCCCAAACCCAUGUCUCCUUCCGACUUCUUGGAUAAGUUGAUGGGGCGAACUUCAGGAUACGAUGCCAGGAUCAGGCCAAAUUUUAAAGGCCCACCAGUGAAUGUCAGCUGCAACAUUUUCAUCAACAGCUUUGGUUCAAUUGCAGAAACAACUAUGGAUUACAGGGUGAACAUCUUCCUGCGGCAGCAGUGGAAUGACCCGCGGCUGGCAUACAAUGAAUACCCUGAUGACUCCCUGGACCUGGACCCCUCUAUGCUGGACUCCAUCUGGAAGCCCGACUUGUUCUUCGCUAAUGAGAAGGGGGCCCAUUUCCAUGAGAUUACCACAGACAACAAGCUUCUGAGGAUCUCCAGAAAUGGCAAUGUCCUCUACAGCAUCAGGAUCACUCUGACUCUGGCCUGCCCCAUGGACCUGAAGAACUUCCCCAUGGACGUACAGACGUGCAUCAUGCAGUUAGAAAGCUUUGGCUACACAAUGAAUGAUCUCAUAUUUGAGUGGCAAGAAAAAGGAGCUGUUCAAGUUGCUGAUGGGCUGACUUUGCCUCAGUUUAUCCUCAAAGAAGAAAAGGACUUGAGAUAUUGCACAAAGCACUACAACACAGGCAAGUUCACCUGUAUAGAAGCUCGUUUCCACCUGGAGCGGCAGAUGGGCUAUUACUUGAUCCAGAUGUACAUUCCCAGCCUCCUUAUUGUCAUUCUGUCCUGGAUCUCCUUCUGGAUCAAUAUGGAUGCUGCACCUGCUCGUGUUGGCCUGGGGAUCACCACUGUGCUCACUAUGACCACGCAGAGCUCUGGUUCCCGAGCAUCGCUGCCCAAGGUGUCCUAUGUAAAGGCCAUAGACAUCUGGAUGGCCGUGUGCUUGCUGUUUGUGUUCUCCGCACUUCUAGAGUACGCUGCCGUCAACUUCGUGUCUCGGCAGCACAAAGAGCUGCUCAGGUUCAGAAGGAAGAGGAGGCACCAUAAGGAGGAUGAAGCUGGUGAAGGCAGGUUCAACUUCACUGCCUAUGGGAUGGGACCAGCUUGCCUACAAGCCAAGGAUGGCAUCUCCGUCAAGGGCGCCAACAACAACAACACGGCCAACCCGGUCCCCCCGCCGUCCCGCUCCCCCGAGGAGAUGCGAAAGCUCUUCAUUCAGCGAGCGAAGAAGAUUGACAAGAUCUCACGCAUCGGCUUCCCUAUGGCAUUCCUCAUCUUCAACAUUUUCUACUGGAUCAUCUACAAGAUCGUCCGCAGAGAGGAUGUGCACAACCAGUGA
Gavia stellata (red-throated loon) is the source of this 1410-nucleotide messenger RNA. It is a transcript of the gene GLRA1, whose product is annotated as glycine receptor alpha 1. Gene Ontology annotation, cellular component: neuron projection; postsynaptic membrane; synapse. Gene Ontology annotation, biological process: regulation of membrane potential; nervous system process; chemical synaptic transmission. The coding region runs from base 43 to 1410 and encodes 455 amino acids. Gene Ontology annotation, molecular function: extracellularly glycine-gated chloride channel activity; transmembrane signaling receptor activity; glycine binding. The record is from RefSeq and is a predicted model, not a curated record. Lineage: Eukaryota; Metazoa; Chordata; Aves; Gaviiformes; Gaviidae. The transcript has 9 exons.